GUUUGUUUUUUUGCCGGGUGCCAAACCAAUUUAAGGUCGUAUAAUAUGAUUUCUCGAGGGGGGAAAAAAGGCCGCAUCGAAACGACGAGGCCAAGAUGAUGAAGCGGUCAACGCUCCAAGAUUAUUCCGCCACGUCUGAACGGAGCGAAGAAUCGGAGGAGCGAUCGAGGCGGACUGCGCGUGCCGGCAUGUAUGGCCACGGAUCCAUCCAGCCAAUCCUCCAUGGCCGGCGCGCCUCGUUGUCUCGCCGAUCAUCUAGCCGCAGUUGCACGUUGACCGGCGCGCGUGUACCCACCUUACUGGAUCCUCAUCUCACCUGAGUAGCUGACGCAAGCCUUCAGUUCUGCUGCAGCUUCUGAUUCACUGACGACUGCAUGCUCUUGUCACUGCAUUUUGCCAAUUUACCAUGCCAAAAUACAACUGCAUGAUGUAAUGAUAACUGCAAAACUGUUCUUCAGAUCUUGCUCACAAACUUCCUGCAGGUUUUAGGGUCACUACGUCAGGUAUUCGGAUGAUCAAGCGUCUGCGAACAUAGAUUUGAAAGAGAGAAAAGAUGGAUCUGAAUUCUAUUCAAAUUCAAAUAAUUCGAAAACAUGCAUACUGAGGCAGAACUGCAGAAGCAGCUUCAGUUCACCGUUUCACUCUUCAGACUUCAGAGUUCAGACUAGCACCGUAGCACGAGCCAUGCCUUCCUCCCCGCACCGCCGGCGCCUCCUCCUGCUCCCCUUACUCGUCGCUGCCGCCGCGCUGUGGGGACCGCUGCCGGCGGGCGCCGGCGCGGGCACCUGCAAGGCGUGGCUAGUGCAGUCCAUCCCCACCGACAUGCCGCACCUCCGCCGCGUCCCCGGGGUCCUCUCCACCGGAGAUGUACUGCAGUGGCUCUCGGGUAAUGCAACCAAGAGCCUGGACAUCCUUGCACAGUACUGGCAGUUCUUAGCGCAGCCAAACAAUCCAAAAUCGGGGGAUUAUGGGUACUCCGACAGUGACAUGAAGAGAUUUGGGGCUGAUGAGGGGCACCGGGUUUACAAGGCAUUGGAGAAUGCUGCAGAUCGUAAGAUCAAAAUCAGGAUUGUGCAACACUCAGGAUUUGUUCCUGAUUUUGACCAAGAGAGCGCCGAUCUGGCUGCAGGAAGACCAAAUGUUCAGAAUGUAACCCUUCUUUUUGAAAAGUGGUGGGGAUCUGGCAUUGUGCAUGCAAAAGUCUGGAUAUCAGAUAAAAAAGACGUGUAUAUAGGGUCAGCAAACAACGAUUGGAAAUCUCUUACCCAGGUGAAGGAGCUUGGGAUUUAUUUUGCUGAUUGUCCACAAAUAGCAAAAACUUUGGAAGUAUAUUUUCAAAAUCUUUGGUCACUUUCAGCUCUCAACUCAACUACUUAUACCAAAGUAGCUUGGGAUAAGCAGUGGCAAGUUUCUAGAAAGGUUCCAUGCUGGUCACAUUUCCUACAGCCAAAAGAAAGAUGCAGGUCACCCAUACCACCUUCUGUUGACAUCCCAUAUACAGAUGGAUAUCCGGCACUUGCCAAUCCUGAAAUGAUUGAUGUGCCAUUUGAAACCCCAGGGUACAAGAAAUCCACUCAGGAGCACUACUUGAGCUACCUUUCCUUUGCUCCACCUGAGGUGACAUUUGGCAAAUUCCAAGCAGAUGAGCAGGGUUGGGUUGACACCAUUAAGUCUGUUAAGGUUUGUGGAAUUGUAAGAAUGAAUACUAUGGAUUGGCUUGGGCAGUCACAGUAUGCUACUCAAACAGUCUACUGGCCAUCCUUGUCAUCAGCAAUCUCAGAGGUAGUGUUCUCAAAGAAUGCAACUGUGAGGCUUAUUGUUGCCUACUGGACACACUUCAUCCCAAACACAGAAAACUACUUGAAGAGCCUUCUAUACUCCAACAUCCUCUGUGCAUCUUCAAAGUAUAACCACUGUGGUGGCAAGGUCGAGAUCAAAUACUACAUGGUUCCUGGGUACAACGAGACCGGACCUGCAAUGUCGCAGGGUGGCGCUGCGACAGGUAACCGCUACCCUGGCUUCACUCGGGUGAACCAUGGCAAGUACGCUGUCAGCAACGUGCGGGCGAACAUUGGCACCAGCAACCUCAUCUGGGAUUACUUCUACACCACUGCUGGAGUGAGCUUCGGAACAUACAGCCCAUCCAUUGUCUCGCAGCUGCAGGAUAUCUUUGAUACAGAUUGGUACUCUCCUUAUACUGUGCCGGUUGAACCACUGGAAGCUUCAGCGUAGGAUCAGCUCUGUUCCAGUUCAGCGUUGUCUUAUUUUUUUUUUCUUUCCUCACACAUAGCCAAUAAAGAAAACCAGAGUCCCGGGAUGGACGGCGGCAAAGAAUCAUCCAAGAGGGAUACACCCACAACAACAUCAAGAUUUUUGUGCUUGUUUCAUGUAGUAUUGUAGUCUGCAAAAUUGUUUUUCGCAGAGUAGCUGUCUCAGUGAUAAUUGUACCUCCCAAAUGUACAGAUGUAAAUACUUUAUAGUUUCACUGUUUUUUUUUGGGGGGUUGAGUGACUUUGGAAUAUACAACCAUUUGUGAGGUCCAGUUUGUUUCACAAUUUUCUCCA
Panicum hallii is the source of this 2564-nucleotide messenger RNA. RefSeq names its product phospholipase D Z-like. The transcript is spliced from 8 exons. The record is from RefSeq and is a predicted model, not a curated record. Bases 685 to 2232 code for a protein of 515 amino acids. Gene Ontology annotation, molecular function: catalytic activity. NCBI's taxonomy places the organism in Eukaryota, Viridiplantae, Streptophyta, Magnoliopsida, Poales, Poaceae.